AGUUCCAACAGAUUAUGUCAAAGUUCAGCUUUUACAGACAUGACACAGUUGAUGUUUUUACAUAGCGAGCUACUGUUUGCUGCUUGUGUGCUCUCCUCUCUGCCGCUACACGUCUACAUAUGCCACUUAGCCGCGUGAAAAAAACAUUCGCGCAAAGGAUUUCUAGUCGAUCCUAAUCUACCGGGUGGUAUGGCCGUGAACCCCGUUUCAACCUGGUGCACGGAGAAGACCGAACCGGUUGAAGAGCCAUCCGAAAAAAAUGUGCAGCAAGUGGAGUGCGCAGUUUGUGGCGACAAGUCCUCUGGAAAGCAUUAUGGAGUGUUUACCUGUGAGGGAUGCAAGUCAUUUUUCAAGCGCAGCGUUCGCCGUAACCUCAGCUACACUUGUCGAGCAUCGCGGAAUUGCCCCAUUGAUCAGCAUCAUCGAAAUCAGUGUCAGUAUUGCCGGCUGCGAAAAUGCAUCAAGGUCGGCAUGAGACGCGAGGGUACGGCCGUCCAGCGAGGUCGCAUCCCUCCUACACCAGUGCCUCAGCCAAGUCCGCAGCACUCGGCGUUGAAUGGAGCUGAUGUUACAAAUGGCCACUCGUUCCUUUCUGGAUUUAUCAGCUUGCUGCUCAGAGCCGAACCAUAUCCCACGGCGCGAUUCCAACAGGGUCUAAACAUGCCUUGUGGGAUCAUGGGCAUCGAGAACAUCUGCGAAUUGGCAGCUCGUUUGCUCUUCAGCGCUGUGGAGUGGGCAAGAAAUAUCCCUUUCUUCCCGGAUUUGGCAGUCACCGAUCAAGUAGCGCUUCUGCGUUUGGUGUGGAGCGAAUUGUUUGUACUAAACGCUGCCCAGUGUCCAAUGCCCCUUCAAGUUGCUCCUCUGUUAGCCACUGCUGGUAUCCAUUCGAACCACAUGUCUCCUGAUAGAAUGGUGACAUUUAUGGAUAACGUAAGAAUCUUCCAAGAGCAGGUCGAGAAGUACCGUAAUCUCCAUGUAGAUGCUGCAGAAUUCGCGUGUCUCAAAGCUAUCGUCCUCUUUACAUCAGAUGCCUCCGGUCUGACAGAUCCGCAGUACAUCGAGAGUCUGCAGGAAAAGACACAAUGUGCAUUAGAGGAGUAUACAAGAAAUCAGUAUCCAAAUCAACCCACUCGCUUUGGCAAAUUGUUGUUGAGGUUACCAUCUUUACGAAGUAUCAACCCUUCCAUUGUCGAACAGCUUUUCUUUGUGCGUCUCGUGGGUAAAACGCCAAUUGAGACUCUGCUUAGAGAUAUGUUAUUGUCCGGAACGCCUACAAGCUGGCCUUAUCUUCCUUGUUCAUAAGUAGCGCGACAAGGAGACAAAUUGGCGUUUCUUGGCCCGGCCGCUGCGCCGUUCUUGCUGUUCUUUCAAAGAACACUAAACGUUUUCGUCUGUUCCAAAUUUCAAUGUCAGAAAAUUACGGGCUUUGAGCCUAAAAACCUUUAGUCACCUUCAUAGUUAGCGAAUUAUAAAGGAUAUUUGUUGUACUUUGAGAAACGUAUAGUAUUUUAUAAGUAUUUGCAGGGGACAGAGAAUGGAACUGUCGUUCCAGAGUGAAACUAAAAGGUAUGAUCUUUGAUAUAGCUACAGAGAGGUUCGAAGUAAACUAUGUUAUGUAAAUAACUUUUUCAAUUUUAGACGCCACGCGAGUCUUCUCGCCAAGGCUCGUGGUAAGACAGGUAAAAUAGACGUUGUAUAGAGGUUCUAUAGUUUCGUUUUUCUUACGUCGCCGUUCGACAGCGGCGUAGCUUAGCUAUUUGUUAAUGUAUUUUCUUCCUUCGAACUGUGAGUUCGCUGUGUGUCUGAUUUUGUUUUAUGAGUCAAGAAAUUGGCCAUGUUGCUGAGAGCAACAUCACCGACCUAGCAUUUUCUUUACUGCGUGUCCAAAACCUGAAUGUCCAAGACAUCAUCACUGAAAUUAUACAAAAUUAAAGAGAAUUUUAGGAGAAAAA
Messenger RNA from Stylophora pistillata, 1952 nucleotides. RefSeq names its product COUP transcription factor 1. Gene Ontology annotation, biological process: regulation of DNA-templated transcription. The record is from RefSeq and is a predicted model, not a curated record. Gene Ontology annotation, molecular function: zinc ion binding; DNA-binding transcription factor activity; sequence-specific DNA binding. Lineage: Eukaryota; Metazoa; Cnidaria; Anthozoa; Scleractinia; Pocilloporidae.